AUGGCAAACAAAACCCUCCCCUUUACAUGCGCCCUAGUGACCGGCGGCGGCGGUGGCAUUGGCAAAGCAUUGGCCUCAUGCCUAACCUCAAAAGGUAUCAAAGUCCUCAUCGCCGGCCGCACCGAAUCCAAACUCCAAACCGCCGUCCAAGAGACAGGCGCGGCGAGCUACUACACCCUUGACACGGGAGAUAUUAACGCCAUCCCAUCAUUUAUCACCAAGAUAACAACAGACCAACCCGACCUUGACUGCCUAUUCAACAGCGCAGGCAUCCAACGCCCGCUUGAGAUCAACAAACUACCCGUCGAGGAGUUUCUCAGUAAAGCAGACCAAGAAAUCAACAUCAACGUCCGCGGACCCAUGCAUCUAACCCUCGGCCUCCUCGAGCAUUUCCGCACACAACACCAUGCUGCAAUCAUCAACGUUUCCUCCGUCCUAGGCUUUGUUCCCUUCUCAAUAAUAAACCCCGUCUACAACGCGACAAAAGCAUGGAUGCAUUUCUGGUCCAUGAAUCUGCGCACGCAGAUUAAUUGGGCUGGAGAUGGGGACAGGAUCAGAGUCAUUGAGAUUGCGCCACCGGGUGUGGAGAGCGAUUUGCAUCGCGAGUGCGAGGAUCCAGAUGAUAAUAAGAAGAGUAAGAACAAGAGUGUUCUGAGUAUGGAGGAGUUUAUGGGGGAGGUUGAGGAGAAGUUAGAGAGAGGGGAGGAGGUUAUUACGGCUGGAAUGGGGAAUGAGUUGGUGGAAUAG
Molecule: messenger RNA, 747 nt
Organism: Aspergillus ruber CBS 135680
Lineage: Eukaryota; Fungi; Ascomycota; Eurotiomycetes; Eurotiales; Aspergillaceae
Product: putative short-chain dehydrogenases/reductase
Exons: 1
Coding region: 1-747 (248 amino acids)
Cellular component (GO): membrane
Source: RefSeq, a predicted model, not a curated record